Ceratina calcarata is the source of this 1605-nucleotide messenger RNA. RefSeq names its product TGF-beta-activated kinase 1 and MAP3K7-binding protein 1. Lineage: Eukaryota; Metazoa; Arthropoda; Insecta; Hymenoptera; Apidae. Bases 50 to 1459 code for a protein of 469 amino acids. The transcript has 6 exons. Gene Ontology annotation, biological process: protein dephosphorylation. The record is from RefSeq and is a predicted model, not a curated record. Gene Ontology annotation, molecular function: protein serine/threonine phosphatase activity.
UCGCAUCAACUGAGAUCUUUGUCCAAGUUACGUCUUUAUUUCUUUAACGAUGCCAACUAGGGCGGAACGCCCGAAUUUCGUACCGUUUCAGGAUACUCAGUACAGUUGGACAGACGAUUUGCCAGUAUGUAAGCAAUCCGGAGUAGGAUUUUCUACGAAUCAGAUAUAUCGCGAGGAUGGAUGCAGGCAAGAGGAGCAUUCGUUCGAGGAUCGUAGCUUCCACUGCCGCUACGACGACUCGACGUUUCUCUACGGAGUGUUCGAUGGCCACGAAGGCACGAAAGUUGCAAACUUCGCCAUGCAACGGAUGGCCGCAGAAAUUCUACUUGGCCAGCUGAAUGGCAAAUCAACAGACGAAGAAGUGAAAGAAGUUCUUCGACAGGCGUUCAUAGCUGUGGAAAGGGGAUACUUGGAUUCCAUCGGAGAUCUCUUAGCCGAGAGAGCCAGCUUGCAGUUCGAUAUACCCGACGGAUUAAAUUCAUAUGAAACUUACCAAAAGUUCCCGCACUUGGUGGACAAAUUAAACGCGCUGAACUGUGAACUCUCCACGGGGAGUAGCGCGGUGGUUGCACUUAUUUUUCGCGGACGAUUGUACGUCGCCAACGUCGGCGACAGCAGGGCUUUAUUAUGCAAAACAGAUUCGAAUCAGGUGUUGAGAGUAGUGCAGUUGAGCGUAGAUCACGACCUAAGAAACGAAGAUGAACUCUUAAGAUUAUCUCAUUUAGGAUUAGAUACAGAUUCUAUAAGGCAAGGAUCUCGUCUUGGGAACCAAGAGACCACGCGUUGCCUUGGUAAUUACCUCGUCAAAGGUGGUCAUCGAGAAUUCGAGGAGUUGGCGUCUGCUGCCGCGGAACCCGUUAUCGCUGAACCAGAAAUACACGGAGGGAUAGAGCUUGAUGAUUCUUGCAAAUUUCUGUUACUCAUGUCUCGCGGACUUUACAAGUCGUUGGAGGAAGUGACCGGAGCCGAACAAGUUAAUAUAAAGUUAAUCAAUUACGCGGUUCAAGAGUUUCAGGUCCAGUCCACUCUAACGGGAGUCGCCCAGGCCGUUGUAGAUAAAGUCGUGAGGAUUCAUCACGACAUUAAUAUGAGCAAUUUGCAAAAUACAGUAACCACCGGCAAGCGAGAAGAUAUAACGUUGCUCGUACGAAAUUUUAAUUUCCCUUUACCGCACGCGCUCAGGAGUCCGACUACUCAGUCGGUCAGAUUCAACCCGAUCGUUGAAUCGGCUCCGAUCACAACGAUGCCGGAGAAUGAUUAUUCGAGCACCGGUAUCACCGAAGAGACUUCCGAUCUGUCGACUACCGAGACCUCGUCAACGUCGGACAUGUACCCCAUGGGCGCCAGACCGACCGACAGGAAUACUAGGAUCAAACCCUACGUCAGUUUUUCCGAAUAUUACGAGAAUGUUGAGAAGAGGCGUCGGGAGGGAACGUUACCAGAAGGUAUAAACUUUUAAGAUGACUACAUUGAUAUUUCAUCUUGAAUUCACGAAACAGAGAAGGUGCAUCUCCGCGCGCGUGUGUGUGUAUAUAUAUAUACGAAAUAUAUUACUUUGUAUACAUGUGUUUCGAAUUGCAAUUAGAAAUAUAUGUAUAAAUUUAU